Molecule: messenger RNA, 2355 nt
Organism: Myotis davidii
Lineage: Eukaryota; Metazoa; Chordata; Mammalia; Chiroptera; Vespertilionidae
Gene: NEMP2
Product: nuclear envelope integral membrane protein 2
Exons: 11
Coding region: 790-2355 (521 amino acids)
Cellular component (GO): nuclear envelope
Source: RefSeq, a predicted model, not a curated record
CGUAGGUCAGUCGUGCGCUCUGAUGGAUGUUUUUGUGCAGAUUAGGGAACGGGUUGUGGGGAAAUGGUGGGGUCAGUUCUGGAGGCAGGAGGCCGGCCAGAGGCCUCGCGGGGUUCCAAGUGGAGAGGAGACCAGGGAAGCAUGUACUUGGAAGUUUACACAGUUCACAGCACCUGCGUGGCAUCGUCUCGCUCUUACCGAGUUAGAAAUGUCAAAUGAUUUAGGAGACCGUCUUAGGACCAAGUGGGAAAAGCCGGCCCGCUGUGGGAAGAUAGCCUUUGUUUGCCAAGCUCAGGCCCAGAGAGGACCCCUGCUGCCUCUCGCUGAGGUGGUGGGGUGUCCCGUGUGUCCCCUACGCCAUCCUGUGAAGGGCUGACACGGCUGAUGUCCCUCCGCCCCGGUGUUCUGCACACACUUGCCACCUCACCCCCUGGCUUCUCUCUCAUUACCUCCAACUUCAUUCUCCGGUUCUUCGCUCACAUCGCCUCUCUCCCGGGGGCGGCCCUCAUCCUUCCUCUGUCUCGGGCGGAGGGAGUGCCUGUUCCCUGUGCUCGUAGCGUGUCCUCCAAACGUCGUCAAAGUCCUGCACUGGAGCUGUUGGUCUGUCUCCUGCUGGGCUGCCUGUAAUUGCCAGAGAGAGGAAUUUUUUGGUCAUAGAGUAUAAAAAUGGCUACCCCAUGUCCCUGUGACUAAAAAAGAAAAAAAAGGUAAGAUUCUGGGCAAUUAAAUAUUUAGAAAAUAUGUUUUCUUUUACACUUCUCAGUUCCAAGGUGCAGAGCUUUGAAGGAAAUGGAUUUAAUUAAAAAUUCGGGGUCAGACUGUUACUGCUACCAUCAGAAAACCCAAAUCGAGUGGAAAUAUAUAUGGUCAACUGUGCAGGUGAGGAUCACCAGCGCAGAGCUGCUCAGUGUUGCGUAUAUCACAGAAAGUCACAACUGCCAGGACCCAGAGACCGUCCUUUCUCUGAUCCAGUGUGCGAUCCACGCGUUCUGGACCCCGAGCGAGUCGCAUGAAAUAUCCGUGAGCGUCCGCCCACACGGGGAGACCGUGUGCCUCUCUGUGAAGCCGGCCGGGAGGCACACGGUGCAGGUGACUCGCAGGGCUGUGGAUUUCGGGCUCGUCCUCCUGUUCGUGGCCGGCAUCGUCCUCUUCCGCCUGGCGGAGCGCUUGAGUCAGAGCCCCGCUUUCUAUUACUCCCUGGGGACGGCACUCGGCGUCCUGAUGACACCGGUCUUCCUGCUGCUGCUGGUGAGGAGGUGCAUCCGUAAGUGCAGCACCUUUGGGGCUGUGAUGGUUGCUUGUUGGUUUGCUUCAGUGUAUGUGGUGUGCCAGUGGAUGGAGAACCUGCCGUGGCUGUGGGGUGAGCACAGGAUGUAUGUUGUAGGCUACGUCUUGACAGUUGGGUCUCUCAGCUUUGCUGCCUGUUACAGACGCGGGCCCCUGGUCAAGGAGAGGAGCCAGCGCCUCCUGGCGUGGACGCUGCGGCUCCUGGCCCUGGCCCUGACCUGCGGCGGCGCCCCCGUGCCUCAGGUCGCGUGGACCACCGUCGGCCUCAUGCUGCUGCCCCGGGGUCUGCACUACCCGGCGAGAGCCCUCAGGAACGUGAGGAAGUGGCUGGCGUCCCGAAGGCUGGCGUUCAAGUACCUGACUGAGGAGCAGUACCGGGAGCAAGCUGCCGCCGAGACCACCCGGGCCCUGGAGGAGCUGCGCCAGGCCUGCCGCCGGCCCGAUUUCCCGUCCUGGCUGGUCAUGUCCCGGCUCCACGCACCGAAAAAGUUUGCAGACUUCGUCCUUGGAGGAAGCCACUUGUCGCCCGAAGAAAUGCGUCUUCACGAAGAGUACAGCCUGGGGGGCGCCUUCCUGGAGGAGCAGCUCUCACCCGCAUCCUGGGCCUGCCAUCGCCACUGCCCUCGAGUGAAGAUCUCCACUCGGAACAGGGGACUGUGUUGGCCUUCAGGGGCCAGCGAGCCCGGAUGGUGCCGGCGCAGGCGCUGGGAGGCCGACCCGUGCGCCCAGCACGUCCUAGUGCUGAUCAGCGCUGCUCAGGACGGGGAUUCUCAGGUCAACUCAGAUGGACACCGCGUGCAGCGGGACUGCCCAGGGCCUUUAGGGAGACGACGAUUCCUGGGCUCACGUGUGGAGAACGUGCUACUGAUGGAGGCGCUGGGGUCUGGGAGGCGCAGCAACUUGUCCCAGCCCACACUCAGCGGCCGCGCGGGGCGGCGCGUCAGCCCUGGCAUGGCCCACGGCCGGGCACCCGUUCUCGACCUGAAGCCCCUUCGGGAGGGCGUGCUCUGCACUGAGAUGUGUGAGAGGCUGCAGCCUUCCUAUGGCCCAGGAGUCCCGUUGCCUUGA